AUGGAUUGGAUUCAUUGCAACUCGUGUUUCGUUCAACCAGAAAUAGAAAAUGGAAACACGACUAAAAAACAGUUUCAUUUAACCAGCUGCGGACAUAUAUUUUGUGAAAAUUGCAGUUGUUUCGCGGACGGAACAUUAGAUUGCUGUAAACGUUGUAGGAAUAAAUGUUCAUCUACUAUGAUAGGAGAAAAGUCAUUUCAAACAAACCCACAAGUCUUAGAAUAUUUCCAAGAGCCAGAAGAAGUUUACGAAAAAUUGCUCAUGAUGAAAUUCCAAAAAGCACAUCGUAUUAAAUUAGUUGGCCAUCAUCAGUACAUUAUAUCGAAAUAUAAAAGAGCAAAAUUAUAUAUUAAAAAACUUGAAGGUGAACUAAGGAUUGCUAAGAAUGCAUUGCGGAAUACACCACAAUAUCAACACAGCGUUACAGAAUCCCUAUCAAUUUCAACUCCAAUUUUUCAACCAAAUUCUACUCCAUUUAAUAUGAUUAACGGAGAAGCAAAUAUUCAUAACAUUCCUGCAAAAAUGAAAAUAAAAAUGCCUGAUAUGAGACAUAGGAAACAGUCAUUUCGAAAUGAAUUAUCAAUUUUAUCUACGAGAAGUAAUGCAUCUGAAGUUUCUACACCAGGUUCUUCAGUUUACGCAAGUCCUAUGCAAGAAACUUGCAAUGAAAAGUUCAUGCCUACAAUAGAUAACUUACAAUUAAAUUCAUUUGGACAUAAGUAUCUAAAAUAGAAUCAAAAAGA
This is a messenger RNA of Rhopalosiphum maidis (corn leaf aphid), 743 nucleotides long. Its product is annotated as RING finger protein 212B-like. Gene Ontology annotation, biological process: protein sumoylation; reciprocal meiotic recombination; homologous chromosome pairing at meiosis. Lineage: Eukaryota; Metazoa; Arthropoda; Insecta; Hemiptera; Aphididae. The record is from RefSeq and is a predicted model, not a curated record. Gene Ontology annotation, molecular function: SUMO transferase activity. Gene Ontology annotation, cellular component: synaptonemal complex.